This is a messenger RNA of Coregonus sp. 'balchen', 2521 nucleotides long. NCBI's taxonomy places the organism in Eukaryota, Metazoa, Chordata, Actinopteri, Salmoniformes, Salmonidae. The record is from the annotation of a GenBank genome assembly.
GGGUUAGCCAACACAACAGGCCACUACGCACGUGUUUGACGUUCAUAAUCGCCACUUCUGGUCACGUUACUGCCACCUGCUGGGAGGAAUGCAUGGUACUCUGCACUAGGGGGCAGCAGAGUACCAUUCAUGAAAAUCAUCUGCAUAACAGCGAGAGAGGAAGAACGAAUUCGACAUCAACAACAAAUGUCGGAUCAAUACGCCACCGUCCAGAAAGGCUCCCUGAAAUUGAAAGGAAUAGGCGUUGUUUCCGCGGGUAAAAAGUAUGUAUUUCAUGUUAUUGUUACUUAUAAAUAAAUGUGCUCUUAACAUUGUCCACACCUAACUAUGUUUAAAAUGGAGUCAAAGAGCAACGUAGCUAGCUAGCUCUCUGUCCCUAUAUACCAGCAGCUAAUACAGCUAAAACAAUGCAGCUAGAACAAUGAGCCAGAUGUUUCGACGGAUGUAUAAAUGUGAAGCAUCAGGUUGGCUUUUCCACUCACUACCAAAUAUGGUGAUGAGAGCAAGGCCAGUGAACGGAAAUGGGAGCGAGAUUAAUUUUGGCCUACAUUUCUGCAAAUGUUUUCAUCAAUGAAACAUUUGAUCUCCAUACAGUUUUCUGUUUCCAAAAUUAGAAUAUGUCACAAACAGACUGGACUGCGUUUUAUAGACUUUACCAUUUGCCAAAGUUUCAUUUUUUGUUUUGUUUAGUAGUGCGCGGACGAAUUGCGUUAUUGCACAAGCGCACUUCAGAGUAAGCGUUCCCUAACGUAAAUAUGCAAAUAAAUGCUAGAACGCGCCAAUAGAUCUCACUAGCUAGUGCUUGGCUCUGCCCACCUGCUUGCUUGUUCUGCCCACUAUUAUUCAUUCGCUUCCAUUGGAAACGACAGACUCUGGUCUAUUUUGGGUUAGAUAUAAAAAAUCUUUGCCAGCUAAGCUAACCAGCUAACUAUCAAACAUGGUAACAACGGCUAAAUCAUCUUUUGUUCACUGUAAAUAGUUACAUAGUGUUAGCCUUCUCAAAUGCAUGUAGCUUUUAAGUGCAAGUAAACAAACAUAUAAGCUAAACACUCUGUAGCUCAGCUGGUAGAGCACAGCGCUUGUAACGCCAGGGUAGUGGGUUCGAUCCCCGGGACCACCCAUACACAAAAAAAUGUAUGCACGCAUGACUGUAAGUCGCUUUGGAUAAAAGCGUCUGCUAAAUGGCAUAUUAUAUUAUUAUAUUAUAAGACAGUCAUGAAGAGGGCACGACUAAGCCUAUUCCCCCUCAGGAGACUGAAAAGAUUUGGCAUGGGUCCUCAGAUCCUCAAAGUUCAACAGCUGCACCAUCGAGAGCAUCCUGACUGGUUGCAUCACUGCCUGGUAUGGCAACUGUUCGGCCUCCGACCGAAGGUGUCAGAGGAAUGCCCUAAAAAUUGUCAGACUCCAGCCUCCCUAGUCAUAGACUGUUCUCUCUGCUACCACACGGCAAGCAGUACCGGAGCGCCAAGUCUAGGUCCAAAAGGCUUCUUAACAGCUUCUACCCCAAAGCCAUAAGACUCCUGAACAGCUAAUCAAAUGGCUACCUGGACAAUUUGCAUUGUUUCCACCCCCUCUUUUACGCAGCUGCUACUCUGUUUAUUAUCUAGGCAUAGUCACUUGAACUCUACCUACAUGUACAUAUUACCUCGACUAACCUGUGCCCCUGCACAUUGACGUCUCUGUACCGGUACCCCCUGUAUAUAGCCUCGCUACUGUUAUUUUACUGCUGCUCUUUAAUUAUUUUAAUUUUUAAUUGUUUACUUAUCUAUUUUUUACUUAACACUUAUUUUUCUUAAAACUGCAUUGUUGGUUAAGGGCUUGUAAGUAAGCAUUUCACUGUAAGGUCUACACCUUUUGUAUUCGGCGCAUGUGACAAAUAAAAUGUGAUUUGAUUUGGUGUAGGCUAGCUAUGUAGAUAUGUAGCAGGCUAGCUCGCUAACUCCUCACUAGCAACCCUUCAUCUGUUGGCAUUAUUUUACUAUUUUAGAAAGAAGAAGAAGGACAAGGAGAAGAAGCGUUGUUUGGAGCAGCAAAUUAAUACAAAUAAAAACGAAGAGGAGGAGACCAAGAGUGGAUACAUUGACAAAAGAACACCAGCUCAAAUGGCUUUUGACAAGAUGCAAGAGAAGAGGGUAAUAAUCAUUGUCCUAAAUGUAUUGUCCUAUUGAUGUUCUAGCACUGAAAUAGAGAGACAUUGUUAGUCAUGGGAUAAAAAAUACCUACUUCCUGCUUACAAUACCAGAAUUCACACCCUACUUUUUCAAUUUCUUUCAGCAAAUGGAGAGAAUUUUGAACAAAGCAGAAAAAACUCACAAGCGGAGAGUUGAGGUAAGACCUUAUUAUUUGAAAACAUCUGCAUUAAUUUACUGUAAUUCAGAAAACCCUUUUGGGGAGAUUUGAGUUCUACAAACCCCUGGCAUUGACUAUAAACAAAGUUAUUUUUGUUGUAUUGCAGGAUUUCAACCGUCACCUGGACUCCCUGACAGAACAUUACGAUAUUCCUAAAGUCAGCUGGACCAAA